GGCCCCGCCCCUAAGUGACGCAUGCGUGGAGGAUAUGUUCUUCGCAGCAAAGUCCUCCUUUACUCCACACACGCUUCUAAGCCUCGGCACAUCUACUAACUACACUUUAUUCAUCCUCCGUGUCAGCAUCAACUCCACUCGUCUCACUCAACUUUGGACAUUAUUAGGCCCGCUUAGAUUGCUCCUUGUUUGAGCGCGCUAGUUAGCCUAGCAUGCUAGUUAGCUUAGCUUGUUAGCCGCUAACAAAGAGACGCGGAUUUGAUCAACACAUCGCUUAGUUAAGAUCAAGUGUGAGAGUAAAGUGUUGUGAUUGUGUGAAAAUGUGUGAAAGAACCGUAGCAGAGUACGAGGAGGAACUUUCUCGGACAAAAGAUGACAACAUGAGACUACGUCAACUACUGGAGGCUGUUUUCAAGAAACCUCAAGUUGUUUUACACAGAACAGAAGAACAUCACCACAGAGUGGUCCCCUUCAGCAGCAGGAGGAUCCACAGCCCCCCCACAUUAAAGAGGAAGAGGAGGAAGUGUGGAUCAGUCAGGAGGGAGAGUGUCCUGUAGGGCAGGAGGAGGCUGAUGUCAGCAAGUUUCCACUGACUGUUGUCUCUGUGAAGACUGAAGAGCAUGAAGACAAACCACCUGAGUCCUCACAGCUUCAUCACAGUCCAAACGUCUGUGAAGAACAUCUUCUCCCUGAGCAACAGAAGUGGAGCUUCAGGAUGGAGCCACAGCCCUCCCACAUUAAAAAGGAAAAGAAACACCCACUGAUCCCCCAUUUUAAAGCGGAAGAGGAUGACCCACUGACCACUCACAUCAAAGAGGAAGAAGAGGACUCAUUGACCCCCAAUUUUAAAAAGGAAGAGGAGAAGCCACUAAUAACCCAUUUUAAAGAGGAAGAGGGGGACCCACUGACACCCCAUUUUAAAAAGGAAGCGGUGGAUCCACUGAGCCCUCACAUUAAAGAGGAAGAGGAAGAAGAGGGCAUCAGUCAGCCUAAAUGGUUGGAGGAGUUCCCAGUGACUGGUGUCCCUGUGAAGAGUGAAGAUGAUGAGGUGAAAGGUGAAAGUGAGGAGAGGGGAGGGGGGGAGCCUCCAAGCAGCAGCUCAACACAACACAUGACAACAGAAGCUGAUGGAGACCACUGUGGAGGAUCACAAGCAGACAAGCUCUUAGCUCCACUAUCAAAUAGUGAGGACACAACGUCACACUCUCCUGACACUGAUGAUGAAGACUCUAAAGAUGAUAAGACAUGUCACACUGACAACACUUACUUCACAUGUUCUCACUCUCACAAAACUUUUAAAUACCAUUGUCGUCUGAAAAGACACAUGAGAACACACACUGGAGAAAAACCUUUUUCAUGUUCAAACUGCGGUAAACAUUUUACUCAGAGGCCAGAUUUAAAAGUACACAUGAGAACACACACUGGAGAAAAACCUUUUUCAUGUUCUAUCUGUGGUAAAGAUUUUACUCAGAGGCCACAUUUGAAAGUACACAUGACAACACACACUGGAAAAAAACCUUUUUCAUGUUCUAUCUGUGGUAAAGAUUUUACUCAGAGGCCACAUUUGAAAGUACACAUGAGAACACACACUGGAGAAAAACCUUUUUCAUGUUCAAUCCGCGGUAAAGAUUUUACUCGAAGGGAAAAUUUCAAAAAACACAUGAGAAUACACACUGGAGAAAAACCUUUUUCCUGUUCAAUCUGCAGUAAAUAUUUUGCGCAACGGCACUACUUGAAAGAACACGUGAGAACACACACUGGAGAAAAACCUUUUACAUGUUCAGUAUGUUGUAAAAGUUUUUUACAAAGUCAGCAUUUGAAAAGACACAUGAGAAGACACCCAGGAGAGAAAGUGUUGAGUUGCAGUGUGUGUGGUGAAAGAUUGUCUUCUAAGUACCAGUGUAAGAAACACAAGUGUGCUGGUGAGAACAGCAGCAGCAAAUGAAACUGCAGGAUUUGAAAUAAACUGUCAAGACUUUAACUUUGACCUUCUAAAAACAUCAGCACAUAGUUUCUAAGAUUUAUAGAUGAGAUAUUUUAGAUUAUUACCUUUUUUCAGUCAAGUACUACACAUGACAAGUGUUUUUUAAAGUUGUUCAUGAUUUAUCCCCCUUUUUUAGAAUUCCUCAAACAUUAUCAAUUUCAGAAAACAUGGGAAUGUUUGGAAUGUUUGGGAAAAGUUAAUUAUGUACAUCAUCCCACAGAGCUUUACUGUACAUCCAUCCAUUUAUUUCUACCACUUGUCUCUUUCAUUUUAUAUGUAUAGCAUUUAAUCACAUACUUGUCCGCCAAAGGGUGUUGCGUUUUGGAGGAACUCCUUCUGUCAGAGUGCUGUUCACACUUCUUUUACUGCGGAAAUCUACUCACAAAAACAAUCCAAACAGUAGGAAACAAAAAACGAUGUUGCGAAAAAGAGAAGACUAAAUGUGCAUUUUGGAAAAAAUAACAAAAGCUACUUCUAUACACAAAUAAAGUCAACUUGGUUUGGAGUUACAAGACGUGCACACUACAAAACAACACCAAGAUGGAUGGCACUGGGAAUGGCCAAGGUAGCAAAAUACUCAAAGCAUGUAAUCAACUGGCGUGGAGCGGAUUCACCGAGUGCCAUCCAGCUGUCAAGGUGCUGCUUAAGUAGCACCAGGGUCAAUUGGAAGCAGCUGUGCACGUCCCACAACUCCGCCCACAAAGGCAACACAGGAACUCUAGGAGGAAGGAGAAAUGUAAGAACAAGGUCAACUGCACCAAAAGACGAAAACUGACUGUUGGAGCCAAAUUUCCUUAUUUGCUUGUAUUGUUUUUAUUUUGUUUUCUCUGAUUGAUAGCUGGCUUCAGUUCAUGCUGAAUUUCCCUUUCUGCAGAUUGCUCCGCCCACUUCCUGUUGAGAACCAGGAAGUGUUGACAGGGAUGGGACUGUUGCUAUGGUGCGGUUGCCAUGGUAGCCUCCUUUAAUUGUGUUCAGCUGGGAACACUGGGGGGUGAUUGCAUGGAGGACAAACAGUUUUGGAGCGUGUGGUGUGGUGUGUGGUCAGGUCUCACUGCUGUGAAAAUGUGCCAUUCAAGGUCAGCAUACAUAAUGUUCUAGAACCUACUUUUCAUUUCAUUUUGAUAGCUUGGAAUAAAGGGAUUGUCAUAUCCAAACACAUUUCUACAGUACUGGACAUUCAAUCAUCAAACUGGUCAACACAGUAUCAGUAUCAGUAUCAGUAUCAGCCCAAAGAUAAGUGCUGUACAAUGAGAAUAAAAUGCCUCGUAGCCGAUUAUACAAAUGUGAUCAAUUCAUCUAGAUAUUGUCCUGCCACAGUGAAUAGGUUUCCCUUUUUAAAGGGCAAAUUCCUCCCAGGGUCUUUUGUCCUAAUGACUGUCUGGAUAAAGUGAGGAGAAUAUAAUUAAGGAAAACAAUUUAUUUUACUAAUAAACUAGAUUAAGUAACACAUUUUUACAGUUAGCUAAAUUGGACAGAACACCUGCAUCAUCUUCUCAACAACACCCACAUUCUUACAAACAACAUAUUUAAGAAUGGUGGUGUUAAAUACAAAGUGCAUUCAGAUACAAACAAUUAUUUUUGAUGUUUACUCUAUUAAAGGACACAUAUGUGCACAUGUAUGCACUGAUUAAAAAUACAGAACAAUAAUGCCCACGUUUAGACUUUCUCCAUCAAACGCCAUCUUGCUUUCUCCUCUUUUCUAUUUCCAGCAGACUAGUAGAACAUCUUAGGUGUAUUGCUGCCCUCCACAGUCUAUUAACAAAAUGUCUUCCUUCUGUCCUAUGGCCCACACUACAGACUUGGACACAAACAGGAGAGAAAGUAAAAAGCAGCUUUAAGGAGGUCAAAACAAAAUGUAUGCAUUCUUUCCAACGGCCGCUGGGUGGCAGCAGAGGCUCCAUGUAUUACCUGAAGAAACAUUUGACUUCUGACCUUUCCACAUUAUUUCUCUCAUCUUUACUGCUGGAGUUCAGCUCACUGAGGAUGUAAGCUACAUUUUGGUAUCUUAACUAUCUUUAAUUAUUCAUAAACAGGCUUAAAACAAACCAUUAUUAUCAUUACUGCCUCAUUUCCCCCUACUCUCUACUAAUUAAAACUAUUCUAGCACAAAAACAUUCAGGAUGUUCAUACAAAAAAUAUUACACAUCCCCCAAACGUAACAAUUUAUUAUGGUAUUCAUAUAAUAUUACAUUUAAUAUACACAUGGUCAUAACAGUGCUGACAAUUUAAAUUCCCUGUGGGGAUUAAUAAAGUAUUUCUGAUUCUGAUCAUUACAUCACUCUCAUAAAGCCUUCAAUGCUGAAUAUGUUUUUUACGAUAGCUGAGCUUCACAAUGUUGGAAUAUUGACUGCUGAUAUUAAUAUUCUUCUAUUGUUUAGAAUAUUACACUUUACUCUUUUUCUUUGCUCAAAUGAACAGGAUGGAAGUGUCUUUAAUUGUCACUACUGAGUGUAAUUAUGUAUAUAAUAAUCUUCAUUACCGCUUGAUUUAACUCUCAUUUUAUUUUAUCCAUAGAGAACUUAACCAUAAAAAGAUGGCUGCACAUCAAUAAACCGUCACUAAACUUCAAUAAAACUAAAUACAUCAUAUUUGAAGAUUGUAAAAAUGUAAAACACAAAUUAUGAUGGAUAAUAUUGAAAUUAAAGGAAUUAAGGUAAUCGCAUUUUUAUGAGUUAAUAUAGAUGAUGAAGUAAGCUGGACACUACAUGUAAGUCAUAUAAAGAAAACAAUAAAACAAUGGAGUGCAAUACUAAAGAGAAUAAAAUACAUACAAAUAUUAACUAGAAUUAUUGUAGCCAACUUCAGUUGAAACAUACAUUGUUUAUUGCAUAAAAGUCUGGGGACAUACAUAUAAAACAAUCACACAACAAUCAUCAUAUUACACAAAAAGUAAUAAAGACAACUAAUAGAAUGGAUUCUAGAGACCCAACAAAUUAUUCAAAAAAUCACACAUUAUAAAAGUAAAAGAUCUUGUAUAAAAGACAACUGUUCAAAUGAUGUAUAAAGUAAAUAAUAAUAUGCUUCCAGAAGUGGUCCAGAAGAUGUUUCAGAUGUGAAGCAGUAAAUAUGAACUAAGAGGGAUUUAUGUGUACUCAAAAGCAAAGGUAUGAACACAUGUAAAACAAAUAUGUACAUCAUAUAAAAGGAAUUCAUCUAUGGAAUUAUCUACAAUUAGAAAAUAAAAUAUGUAACA
Molecule: messenger RNA, 5177 nt
Organism: Nerophis ophidion (straightnose pipefish)
Lineage: Eukaryota; Metazoa; Chordata; Actinopteri; Syngnathiformes; Syngnathidae
Product: zinc finger protein 25-like
Exons: 3
Coding region: 716-1945 (409 amino acids)
Biological process (GO): regulation of transcription by RNA polymerase II
Cellular component (GO): nucleus
Molecular function (GO): DNA-binding transcription factor activity, RNA polymerase II-specific; RNA polymerase II cis-regulatory region sequence-specific DNA binding
Source: RefSeq, a predicted model, not a curated record